Oryzias latipes (Japanese medaka) is the source of this 1875-nucleotide messenger RNA. Lineage: Eukaryota; Metazoa; Chordata; Actinopteri; Beloniformes; Adrianichthyidae. The record is from RefSeq and is a predicted model, not a curated record.
CAAAAAACAACAAACAGUGAAGUUCUUCCAGGAUGCUCAUACUGUCUCGUACUCCAGGGAUAGAGUUGAGAGCAGGCUUUAAAAAAGAAGUAUGGCGUGGCGUGUGCGCCAUCGCUCCAGGACAAUCUGCCUGUCCCUGGUCUUCAUCACCAUUUUCAUCCACCUUCUGCUGGCAUUUGUCUCGCUUUCCAUUCCCCGCCUGCCUUGCGACUCCCCACUGCCACCUGGGACGCGUGCCUUUAGAGACUUGGCACGCUUCAACCACACCUCGGAUGGCAUCAAACGUCUAGCAGAGCCUCCAACUGGAAUUCUAGAAGGUGAUGCCAGAGGUCACAGGGAAACAGUCGUUGACAAAGAACUGCCAGCGAGAGGAGGUAUGACGGCGGGCAUACGGCAACAUGGUGCCAACCAAACAGAACGUUUGGAGUCUGACUUGUUGAAGCUAAAGGCGCUGUUUGACCAUCCACUUUACAACAUCCCUACGCCUUCCAUCCCUGAGGAUGACUGGCUGCUGAAAGUAAAACCAAAGGCCAAGGAAAGUGAGAGGAGCUCCCUGAUGUGGGUGAGCGCUAGCCAAGAAGGAUACGAUGAAGUUCAGUGGAACAGCAGCAGUGAGAGCCACCCUCCAUGGCUGCGCUUCCAUCUGGGCAUCACCCGUUGGGAGCUUUACCCCCAGCAUGACCCCAACAUGGAGCUUUUGACCCAGCAGAUCGCCACGCAACGCAUCGUCAGCGCAGUGCAGAAGUCCGGGGGGACACAACUGAAGCUGGUGAUGUCAUUUCCAAACUAUGGACAAGCCCUGUUCAAACCCAUGAAACAGGAGAGAGAAGAAGAGACCAACUACAAUCUUUACUACUUCUCUGACUUUGAAAGACACAACGCAGAAAUUGCAGCUUUUCAUUUAGACAGGAUUUUGGGUUACAGGAGAGUCCCCCCUGCAGUUGGAAGGCUAGUGGAUGUGGUCAAGGAGAUCAAAGACAUCACCACGGAUCGCAAAUUGGCCAAAACCUUCUUCACGUCCCCCGUGGGCAAUGUGUGCUUCUAUGGCCAGUGUUCCUACUACUGCUCCACUGAGCAUGCUGUGUGCGGAAGACCUCUGAACCUAGAAGCCUCCUUGGCUGUCAUGCUACCAGAUCUGUCCCUAGCACCUCGGAGAAGUUGGAGGUCUCCAUGGAGACGCUCAUACAGCCGCAGCAAGCUGGCAAAAUGGGAGACAGAACCUAAUUACUGUUCAACUAUAAAAAAGACUGCGCCUUACAACAAAGGCACACGCCUGGUGGACUUCAUGGAUAUGGUCAUUUUGGACUUUCUGAUGAGUAACAUGGACCGGCAUCAUUAUGAAACCUUUGAGAAAUUUGGCAACAGCACUUCCCUGCUGCAUCUGGACAAUGGGAGGGCAUUUGGGCGUCACUCCAAAGAUGAGCCUUCAAUCUUAGUCCCACUGCAACAGUGUUGCAGAAUCCGUCGCUCUACUUGGCUUCGUCUCCGUCUCCUGUCUUUGCCUCAGUAUCACAUCAGCGACGUCAUGAGGGCCUCGCUGUCCACCGAUCCUCUUCACAAGGUGGCUCCUCUGUUGACUGAGCCUCAUCUCGCUGCCCUCAGUCGCCGUUUGAAAACUGUGCUGGACACUGUAAGUCUCUGCCAGAAGCAGCAGAAAGAAACCGGCAGAGAAAGUGUCUUCUAUGAUGACCUGGACAGUCUUGAAAAAUAGCUCCUUUUUUGCUGGCUCCUAAGAUUUGUGUUUAUACAUAACUUUCCUUUUGAGGUCAAAUGUAGUGAAGAGAAAACACUUUACAGGGACAGCUUCUGUAUGGAGUCGCAGAUAUUACAAUAUUUACACCAAACAAAUGAAUAAAAAGACAAAAGAGACCGCCA